GCCCCCACAGCCUUCACUAUCUCCAUAGACUUUUCUUACUUCUUUCCCACUUUUCUCCUCACAUUCUUCCACAAGACUUGUUCAAGUCUCCCCUCAUUCCUUAUUCUUCUCCUACAAAUCUUUUUUGAACUUUACAAAGACAUGGAUAUCCAAGAUCAGACUAAACUUGCAACUCCUUCAGGGCAUGAAAGGGUACAUAUAUGUCAUAGUUGUGGAUGGCCUUUUCCAAACUCACACCCAAGCUCUAAACAUAGAAAAGCCCAUAAGAGAAUAUGUGGAACCAUUGAAGGCUAUACUACUAAACUUACUCACUCUCAACUAGUAGCUUCAGAUGAUGAUGAUGAUCAACACCAUUCUGACGAAAAUGAGAAAACCCCAAGUCCCAAGAUUGAGAAGUUGACCGUCAAAGAGAGUGGCAGUGGCAGUGGUGGGAUUUAUGAAAGAUCUAAUAAAUCUGAAGAAGAUAUUUUUUCAGAUGCAGUUACAGAAUUUUCGGAUACUGGUGUCAGUCCAGGUGUAGAACAUCGAUCCAAAGAUCCUAUUAAGCUGUUAGACAGUUCAAUAGAGGUUCACGAAGUGGAUGACAAUUUCGAAGUUUCUGAAACCACUCAUGCCCAUACAAAAGAUGCAGAUAAAACUGAAGAACAUCUUCCAAACACCCUACACAAUUCAGCUGACACACAAGUCAAAUUACCUGAUUCUGUCACAAAACCUACAGUUCUUUUAGUUGAGGAUAAGGAUGUGUCCCACAAUGAUAAAUCUGUGGACCUCGUGGAGCCUCCUAAUACUGUUCAGACUAAAACAGAUUCUGCAGAGGCAGUGUAUGGGGAUACAGUUGAGGUAUCUGAUAACAAGGAUAAAGAAGAAGCGGUAUAUGUACUCUCUGUCCCAAGUGAUAUACCUUUAGUAGAUCGUGCUGAGACUAUGAUUAACGAUUUUAAGGAUCCUAAAACUAUAUAUUCUAAUGUUCCUCACGAUGGCAGAGAUGCAAAAAUUAUUUCCAUGGUAGAUAGCUUUAACGUCAAAACAGCUGAAGUGAACAUACAAGAAAGUGAAGCCUCGGAUAAUGGUGAGUCUUCCAUGAAGUCUGCGCUUUCUGAACCCAGAGAUACAGACUUCUCUGCUUCUGAUCCUCCAGUUAUUGAAGAAACUAAAGCUGCAGAAACUCAACAUCUGGAAAUGAGCAAAACUGUACUUCAAUCUACCAACAAUAUUAGUGAAGCAGAAAUUUCUCAUGAUAAACAUUCUGUUGUUACUCUUGGUGAAAAGAUGGAACUAGAGGGGGAUAGUGAAGAGACCAAUCGAGAAAUGUUUGAAACUGAUCAUAUACAUACUCAAGAAGUGAUUAAAAACACCGGUAGUGUUCCAGUAUUGACUGAAGCAUACACUCAGGAAAUCGUGAAAGAACACCAGAUUGGUAUCGAAGCUAAACAAAAUAUAGUUGAAAGUGUUGUUGCUGAUUCAGAAGAUAGGAACAAACUUGGAAUGCCAGAGAGUUCGGAAAAGCUUAUACUGGAAAAAGCUGAAGAAUCACGUGAUGCUUCUGGGGUCGUUUCUGAAGCUUUGGUAGAUGAAAGAGAUGGCAAGCUAAUGACUAGUCAAGAUUUUUGUGUAGAUGCAUCUGUGGACUCGAGUAGUCGUAAUAGUUUGGAGGGAAAUUGGGGAUCAGUUUCAGUGCUCUCAACUGCUUCAUUUGAUGCUGAAAAUGCACAUACUGGCGUUAAGUCUGAAAUUACAGCUGAUAAAAGACGUUUGGGUAAAUCAGAUGCUUUUGAAGGCUCAUCUUUGAUGGAACCCAAAGAGGAAAUUAUUGACCAGAAAGCUUCUGAAAUGAAGUUAGGCACAGUGCAAAACUCUCAACCACUAGAAUCUGAAGCUAAUGUCAGUACUGAAACUGAAGGAAGAAAAAGAAAUGAAGCAAUAGCAAAAGUUAAAAACUGGAGUACAAGUGAAAACACUACUGCCUUAAAGAAUCUGGUAAGCGAAGCUAAACCAUCGAAUCCUAAACAAUUAUCAACUAUGAUUGAAAAAGAUGAAGCUGCUGAGAAAAUGAGUGAACUUGGAAAAUCAAAUUUGGUCAACCAGGAGUCAUCUCCACCAAAAUACAUCGGUGAGGGGAAGAAAGUGAGGAAGAAAGGAAUAGCAUCAUGGGUACCAUUUGGGUGCUGCUCAUCAGUAAAUGUCAAUUAGCGGAUGAAAGCCUUUAUGGACCCUACACAUGGAGUUUUUUUUAUAUACAAAUGCCUUUUCAUUUUAGUAUUUGUAUACUUGAUAUAGCUCAUGCAAUGAGACAUGACACCCCAGUGUUUUGUAUGAGUAAUGAAGUGGUGAUACUCUUGCUAUUAUAUUGUUGUAAAUCAAGUUUGUACAUGCUUUUUGGUUAUAGAAGAGCAUAAAAUAUAUUAGGUUCAAA
This is a messenger RNA of Erigeron canadensis, 2413 nucleotides long. RefSeq lists its product as uncharacterized. The coding region runs from base 142 to 2190 and encodes 682 amino acids. The transcript is spliced from 5 exons. Lineage: Eukaryota; Viridiplantae; Streptophyta; Magnoliopsida; Asterales; Asteraceae. The record is from RefSeq and is a predicted model, not a curated record.